Molecule: messenger RNA, 1053 nt
Organism: Fukomys damarensis (Damara mole-rat)
Lineage: Eukaryota; Metazoa; Chordata; Mammalia; Rodentia; Bathyergidae
Gene: Psmb1
Product: proteasome 20S subunit beta 1
Exons: 7
Coding region: 269-991 (240 amino acids)
Cellular component (GO): proteasome core complex
Source: RefSeq, a predicted model, not a curated record
CUUCGGUGUAAGGGUAACCAGAGGCGAGACAGUUCUGGGGCGGGCUGCGACGCCGCAGCCUUUGCUGAUUGGUCGUUGUGGGACCGAGGAAGAUACCGUUAUUUUAAGAGGUGGGGCCAGGCUCGCAACAGAUGAGACACAGAGCGAACCUCCAGGAGCAACGACGAGUGCCAGCUAGAGGGGCGCCUGAGAGAAGGCGGAAGCGCGUGACUUCCGGUCUCGGCCGCCAUCUUGCUGUGAGACAGCAGGAGAGGACCCGGUCCCAGCGAUGUUGUCCACAUUCUCGUACUCGGGUCCCGGCAGAGAGCUGGGGAUGGAGCCGUACAGCGCCGCUGGCCCUUUGCAGCAACGCUUUUCGCCCUACGCGUUCAACGGAGGUACUGUAUUGGCAAUUGCUGGAGAAGAUUUUUCAAUUGUUGCUUCUGACACUCGAUUGAGCGAGGGCUUUUCCAUUCACACCCGGGACAGUCCCAAAUGUUAUAAAUUAACAGACAAAACAGUCAUUGGAUGCAGCGGUUUUCAUGGAGACUGCCUUACCCUGACAAAGAUUAUUGAAGCAAGACUAAAGAUGUACAAGCAUUCCAAUAAUAAGGCCAUGACAACAGGAGCAAUUGCUGCGAUGCUGUCUACAAUCCUAUACUCCAGGCGCUUCUUUCCAUACUACGUUUACAACAUCAUCGGGGGACUCGAUGAAGAAGGGAAGGGAGCUGUGUACAGCUUCGAUCCAGUGGGCUCCUACCAGAGAGACUCCUUCAAGGCUGGAGGCUCAGCAAGUGCCAUGCUGCAGCCCUUGCUUGACAACCAGGUUGGUUUCAAGAACAUGCAGAACGUGGAACAUGUUCCACUCUCUUUGGACAGAGCCAUGCGGCUGGUGAAAGAUGUCUUCAUUUCUGCAGCUGAGAGGGAUGUAUACACCGGGGAUGCCCUCAGGAUCUGCAUUGUGACCAAAGAGGGCAUCAAAGAGGAGACUGUUCCCCUGAGGAAGGACUGAUCUGUGGGCUGUACCUUGGAGUGUCAAGCGAGUUGGUUUGAUUAAAAAAGAAAAGUGAAUUA